Messenger RNA from Dipodomys ordii (Ord's kangaroo rat), 512 nucleotides. It is a transcript of the gene Hspb9, whose product is annotated as heat shock protein, alpha-crystallin-related, B9. The transcript has a single exon. Gene Ontology annotation, cellular component: cytoplasm; nucleus. Lineage: Eukaryota; Metazoa; Chordata; Mammalia; Rodentia; Heteromyidae. The record is from RefSeq and is a predicted model, not a curated record. Bases 28 to 507 code for a protein of 159 amino acids.
GCCCUCACAUAGCAGUUGCUCACUCGGAUGCAGCGGGUCAGUGGCAGUUUCUCCAACGAGAGUCGGGUGGCGCCCCGGUUUUCUAAUGCGGCCGUCACUGAACGAAAUCAAGUGGCCACACUACCGGUGCGGGUGCUCAGGGACGAGGGACUAAAUGUGCAGAACCGUGAGCACACCCAAGAUGAUUUCCAAGUGAAGAUGGAUGCCUUCGGCUUUGCCCCAGAGGAACUCGUGGUGCAGGUGGAUGGCCAAAGCUUGGUGGUGACCGGCCAGCGACACCAGGAGGGCUCCGACCCCGCCAGAGGCAGCUACCGCCGAAUGGAGCAGAAGGUGCACCGACAGAUGCUACUCCCGCCUGACCUAGACCCGGCCGCCAUGUCGUGCUGCCUGACCCCCUCAGGCCAGCUGUGGGUCCGUGGCCAGUGCAGGGCGCUGCCUCUGUCCCAAGCCCACACCGAUCCAUCCCUGAGGCCCAGGCGACAGGGCUCUAAGAAAAGUUCCACCUAACCUGA